AUCUUCUUGCUUCGGCCACGCUACAUAAAGCAAAUCUCUCUACCAUGGCGAGACACGCUCGAAUCGCCCGGAGAAAUCGAUGACACUCGGUAUCGAAUUCCCAUCUUCCGCCUGGUGAGACACUGGAACAUGGCGUUCAUCUGCCCCGGAGUAUAAGUUGCAUCAGUUAGAAAUUUCUGUUCUUUACAUCGAUAUUAUCGAACGUCUUCUUCCAAUGAUUUUUCGGAGACUUUGCCUUUCUAUUGCCCAUUCUGACCUCCAUUUGCCAACCUUUCACAAAAGAAUUGGGUGCCAAUUUACUUCUACCAGGUCAAGUCCGACUUUUUUCUCUCGGAACUGUUAUAAGCCAACAUCUCAGAAACUCUCUGUGGCUCCUCGUUUUGUUUCGUCGAAUUGCGAAAUGGGUGAUGCACGAAGACCCCCUGCUGUACCCAUUCCAUCGCUUGACAAAGCUGAUAAGAACGAAUUGCUAAGAGCCCUUGAAGCCUCAGUGGGUUCUUCAUUUAGUCUUGAACCAUUGCGCCCUGUUCCAAAACCUUUGAUUAUUGUCAUUAGUGGACCAAGUGGAGUGGGCAAAGACGCAGUCAUUAAAAGACUGAGGGAAGUUAGAGACAGUCUCCAUUUUGUUGUUACUGCGACUAGCCGGCCAAUGCGACCAGGUGAAGUUGAUGGGAAGGAUUAUUACUUUGUCACUAAAGAGGAGUUUCUCUCCAUGGUUGAAAAGGAUGAACUACUGGAGUAUGCUUUAGUGUAUGGUGACUAUAAGGGUGUUCCAAAGCAGCAAAUACGUGAGUACAUGGCAAAGGGGUAUGAUAUCGUGUUGAGGGUGGACAUACAAGGGGCAGAAACCUUGAGGAGGGUUCUUGGGCAGUCUGCAGUUUUUAUAUUUCUGGUUGCAGAGAGCGAACUGGCACUUGUUCAGCGGUUGAUUGGUCGGAAGACGGAGACUAAAGAAUCGCUUCUUGUCAGAAUAGCGACGGCACGUGAGGAGGUCAGACAUAUUAAUAAAUUUGAUUAUGUUGUUGUGAAUGAAGAAGGACAGCUGGAGAAUGCUGUGAAAUUGGUGGAGUCCAUCAUUGAUGCAGAGAAAGCUAAAGUUAAACAAAAGGCUGCUGUGAUAUAGGGAACAUAGAUUAACUUCAUUUUCAAAGAAUGUGCAUUUGUUACUGCGAGCUUAAAAAGCCCUGGUCUUUCUUAUCAAGGCAUUCAUCUGCUGUUUGGCAGUUAGCUUAUGGGAGCUUUUAUGGAGACAUCUGUGAUUUAUUUAAUAAAAGAAGAUGCAGAAGGUUGAUAAGCUUU
Syzygium oleosum is the source of this 1299-nucleotide messenger RNA. Its product is annotated as guanylate kinase 2, chloroplastic/mitochondrial-like. The transcript is spliced from 2 exons. Lineage: Eukaryota; Viridiplantae; Streptophyta; Magnoliopsida; Myrtales; Myrtaceae. Bases 215 to 1123 code for a protein of 302 amino acids. Gene Ontology annotation, biological process: purine nucleotide metabolic process. The record is from RefSeq and is a predicted model, not a curated record. Gene Ontology annotation, molecular function: GMP kinase activity. Gene Ontology annotation, cellular component: cytosol.